CUCCGAAUUUUAGCUAGAAAAUAUGUCGCUAGGAUCUUUGUUUCAGAUUGACAUUUUUAUGCAGCAAGCAUGUUUUUGUUCAGUACACAGUUAAGCGAGGGUUUCUAAAAACCUUGAGGUAAUAUACAUUUCCGCCACAUUAUCGUAUUCGCAAAAUCUACUUUUCCACCGUCAAUGCAAGAUCGUUACAGAUCUAUGAGCAAAAUAGUUUUUCGGAAAGUGAAACCGGUCGGCAAUUCCUUAUCGCCUGAUCAGCAGUUUUACCAAAUCAAGUGGGGAAUCUCAAGAAUAUCAUGCCAACCGCUUUCAUAGCCAUUAUUGUCCAAGGCGUCUGCAGAAAUUAUGUAAGAAUCUAGUGAAUUGCCUUACAUGUUGAAUAUCUCUAGAACACUCAUGUGCGGUCUCGUGAUUGCAAGUCAAAAUGGGAACGAAUGUGUUGUUUGUUGUUCUGCUUAGUGCCGUAAUUGUACGUUGUCAGAUUGACUUGGCACAACAUUUUCAACAUUGUAAAGUCGGCACAGCAAACUUUGACGAUUGCGUUAAAGAUGCUAUGAACGAACUAAGACCGUUCUUCAAAGAAGGCAUUCCAGAUUAUGGUAUCGGUUCUUUUGAUCCCUUUCACGCAGCAGUGGUCCCACAAAAAGUGAACAACCCGAUUUUUAGUUACAAGUUGUACCUGAGGAACGUUUCUGAACAUGGUUGGACAUCUUCACAAGUGACGAAGCUCAAGACAGAUUUCCACAGAAAUCAAAUCCAAGUCACCCAAUUUUUCCCAGAUAAAAGACUGAAUGGGUGGUACGACUUUGAAGGUAGCAUUCUAGGACAAAAAGUACGCAAUUCGGGAUCAUGGAACUUAUCCCUUUUUGAUUAUGUUCAAACGUUGACUGUUGCAAGACCCGCCAUGGAUUCAUCAUCAUCAAUCAGAGUGAAGUGCAGUAUACAGUCUUGCAAGAAAUUAGAACUCCAUAUUGGCAAUUUGGUUGGGGGACGAACCAUAUUAGAAAAUACGUUAGAUUGGAUAAUCAACACAGCCUGGCAACCUGGAUUCGUCGUUCUUAGUCCGUUGAUCAACGAUCUGGUAGGAACAGCAUUCACCAAGAUAUUCGAUGAUUAUUUCAACAGUUUUCCAUUUGAACAGGUAUUCCGGUAACAAAUAAUAAAUCAGAGUCAUCAAUAACAUUCUAAAAUCGUGAUAGGUAUACGAUUUUCAAAAUUUUUGCGAUUUUUAUGAGAUCUGUAAAUUAAGUGAUGAGACUGAUUUUUUUAUUCAAAUAUAAUUACAAUUUUAAAUUGUCACCCUCAAAAUAACUUCCUUCUGAAGCCACUCAGCGCUGAAGAUGGUUCUUCCACUCCUGAUAGCAGUGCUGGAACUCCGAUACUGGAAUAGCCUUCAGCUGGUCGGUUGCAACCGUUUGAAUGUUUUCGACUAUGUUCCAUUGAAGUGAUUUUUCAACUUCGGCAAGACUCAAGUCGGGCGAAUAAGGAAGCUGACAAGCCACUGUCUAAAAACUCGUUUAUCGACAUGGACAAGGAGCAAUAUCGUAGUGUAACACCCAAUUGUUCUUAAUCUAAUGGAUUGACUCUUCCCCGAUCAUUCUGUCAACCGUUGAACUGAACGCACAAGAUCCCGGUUUCUGUCGAUAUUUUCAUCGGUUCUUGAAGAUGAAGGCCUUCCGGUUCGUUGUUUAUCUUCAAUCGACUCUCUCUCUCUCUUCUGAAAAUACCUUAAAGCUCCGAAAAACCUGGGCUCUUGACAAAACACCAUCUCAGGAGGCCUUCUGAAGUUUAGCAAGAGUUUCUGUUGCACUGUGCUCAAGUCUGAAGCAAAACCUGAUAGCUCACCGUUGCUCGAAAUUGACGACUCAUUUUCAAAACACAAUAGGAAAAACUGUUUUACGGACAGCCAAAUGAUUCGAGCGAGUUCAAACUUGUACUGACGUUGGAUCACAUGCUUUCCUAUCUCCACUCCAAGCCCGGCGCCUCCAGUGUUGCCAGAUCGAACGCUACGUUGCCAGUCUCAUCACGUAAUUUACAGACCUCGUAUUUUAUGUGUGUCCUUGAAAGAGCAGUCCUGAGCAUUUACUCUCGUAAAAGCCAUAUAUUAUUAAGUGAUACCUAUCUUGGUUGAUAUAUACAGUAUGUUACCAUUAAUCAUAUAUCACUCGAAUAUCAUAGGCAGUGUGAAUCACUGUUAAUCAUAGCAGUACACAGCCAAUGUUGCCAUUUACGAUAUCUGUGUUACAUAUUAUUGAUGGCAACAUACAAAAUGUUUGCAAGUAUGGUUAAGAAAUAAACAAAUUGUUAUGCUUGAAAUGUUUCAUUUAUUCAGUCGAUUCGCAGAUUAUAAUAGAAAUCAAUAUGCAAUAGAUCGCAUUGUCUCGAAUUUACUUAAGAUUCCCACAAUUCAUUGUAACUAUAAAAUCAACAUAAUAGGUUACAUUCUCCUCGUUGUGCCGCUUUCAAAACAGUCCAACUGUCUGAAAUGCUCGGAUUGCAAUGUACAGCUUUUUGGGCAGCAAUUAUUGCUUGUUUUCUUUUGCCGAUCAUCAGAUGUGACAUUGACACGAGUGUCAGGACCUGAAGAAAAAAAUCAUCAAAAUAUAUUUAUCCUUAAAACAUUAAGUCGGCUGAACUAAUAAUAGAGGUCUUUUUUCUCCAUAGGUUGGGCGUG
Acanthoscelides obtectus is the source of this 2671-nucleotide messenger RNA. The record is from the annotation of a GenBank genome assembly. NCBI's taxonomy places the organism in Eukaryota, Metazoa, Arthropoda, Insecta, Coleoptera, Chrysomelidae.